AAUACUUCUAUAAGGAAGUUGCCGAUGGAGUUGAGUAUCUUAUUAAAGUUGAAAUGUUUGAACUUGGAGAUGACAUUUAAUCUUGAGACAGUCCCUGAAAAACUAAUUUAUGGUUUUUCAAGGCUGCAAGUGUUGCGGAUGGGGUGGACUGGUUUUGACGCCAGUAGAGCGAUAAAUGGGAAUAUCAGCUUCAGCAGACUUGAGUGCUUGGAGUGCUUGAAAUAUUUGAAUGCCUUAACAAUAACUAUGUGUAAUGACUCUGCUCUUGAAGGUUUCUUAAGCUCUCACCGCUUACAGGGUUGUACAGAAGGAUUAUGCAUUGAUCGACGGAGGGAUGACUCUUUGUUUUCGCAGAAAACUUUAUGUUUACCACCUAUGAAGCGACUUCAGUAUCUGUCAUUGGAAUCCACAAGUAUGGAAGAAGUGAAGAUCGAGUGGGAAGAGGAAGGAAGAAAGAUACAGACACCGUAUGUCUUUCAAACCUCUGUGAUUGCAAGCAAAAGAAACUUCUACAACUUGUGGAUGGUCUACGUAUCUUCCUGCACAAAUUUAGAGGAUAUUACAUGGAUCAUUUGGGCCCCAAAUCUGAGAAAUCUCACUGUUUCUGACUGCCGUCGAAUGAAAGAAAUAAUUAAAUUGAAGAGUAUCCACAGGUUUGCAUUUUCCUUCCCAUGUUUGGAUGUAAUUGAAAUAGUUCAUUGUCCAAAGCUGAGGAAAAUCCCACUGAGCCGCAACAGCGCAAAAGGGCGUAGAAUCAUCAUUAGAGAAGCGCAACAGUGGUGGAAUGAGCUAGAAUGGGAGGAUGAGAGGAUGAAUCCGCACGGGGCACGUUUCUCCCGUCAUUCCAAAUUUUUUAAGAACUAGAAAUUUCCAAAAGAUAUUUUAAAUUUGCUUCAAAGGAGGGUGAAUCCACAGGGAACUCUACUUUUACUCUUCGCAGAUCUUGUUUGGUUUGUGGGUGUGUAAUUGAUGAAUAAAAAUUAUGACAGUGG
This is a messenger RNA of Rubroshorea leprosula, 992 nucleotides long. The record is from the annotation of a GenBank genome assembly. Lineage: Eukaryota; Viridiplantae; Streptophyta; Magnoliopsida; Malvales; Dipterocarpaceae.